This is a messenger RNA of Ctenopharyngodon idella (grass carp), 2334 nucleotides long. RefSeq names its product polycystic kidney disease protein 1-like 3. The record is from RefSeq and is a predicted model, not a curated record. NCBI's taxonomy places the organism in Eukaryota, Metazoa, Chordata, Actinopteri, Cypriniformes, Xenocyprididae. Bases 708 to 2024 code for a protein of 438 amino acids. The transcript is spliced from 7 exons.
UAGAUAUGUUAGACUAUUCAGAUUUAAUAGACAGUGAUGGCGUCAUUUUCUUUUUAGAUUAUUACAAAACUUUUGACAAAUUGGAACACAAAUUUUUAUUUCAGGCUCUACAAAAAUUGGCUUUGGCGAUUCCUUUUGCAGGAUGGUCCAUUUGCUAUACAUAAACGGAAGCAGCAAAUUAAGUAAUGGUACUUCCAACCCUAUCUCACGGCGAAUUCGUACUAAUUCGUACGAAUUAACCAAGUGGUUAAAUCGUACUGUAUCGUACGAUUUCUUGUUCGCGUUGAAUAAGCGUGACCCAACUCUCCAUUGGAAAGCAUCGCGAUAUUAAACAGCAGUUACACGUGCCACAUCUCGUUACUUCAGAUCCCACACUACUCCAUACAGACUUCCUACAACUUAUUAACCCAACGGCUCUUUUAAGAGCCAUCUCUUGCAAAAGCUCUCUCUCUCUCUCUGACACUCACUCACUCACUCACUCACUCACUCUCUCUCUCUCUGACACUCACUCACUCACUCACACUCUCUCUCUCUCUCUCUCUCUCUCUCACUCUCUCACUUACUCUCACACACUCACUCAAACUCACACUUGCACACACACACGCACAUUAUUGCUGUCACCUUUUAUUCCUACCCAAUGCUUUACUUAGGCCUACAUUAAUUAUAGAUUUUUAGGGACAUUACAUCAUUUUCUCACACACAAAAGCAUGGCACCUGGAGCCACAACACGGCAGUGUACUGUUUGCUAUAAAGAGAUCGGCAGCGCCUCCAAAUCAUGUAAACAUUGUGGAAUAACAGUUAAACAGAAGAAAAGUCUGGAACACCAAAAACUUAAAUUUAAUUACCAAUGGGCAGCCAAAUUAAAAAAAGAUGGAAAUAUUUGCAAAAUCAUGAAUUCUGUUGACUUGAUUCUCCAUAAGUUGGAAUUACUAGGUGUCUCACCGAUGCUUUUUAUCACAACACAGAAAGGCCAGCACCGCUCUACAAAAGUUUUAGUUAAAAGUGCGUACAUUCAGAGCCAUCCCUCAGUUCCAGUUAUGCAGAGGCUUUAUGAGGCUGUUACAAGAGUACUGAAGAUCUCCAGGAACAUGAUUGUGAACCCUGAGCUAGAGCAUUAUAGGCAAAUAGGCUGUAUAGGGAACAACCCUACUUCUGUGUCCAACACCUCUGUGUCCAGUGACCCCGCAUCUGUGUCCAACACCUCUGCCUCUGCGUCCAGUGACCCCGCCUCUGUGUCCAACACCUCUGCGUCCAGUGACCCCGCCUCUGUGUCCAACACCUCUGCGUCCAGUGACCCCGCCUCUGCAUCCAGUGACCCCGCCUCUGUGUCCAACACCUCUGCGUCCAGUGACCCCGCCUCUGCAUCCAGUGACCCCGCCUCUGUGUCCAACACCUCUGCGUCCAGUGACCCCGCCUCUGCAUCCAGUGACCCCGCCUCUGUGUCCAACACCUCUGCGUCCAGUGAUCCCGCCUCUGUGCGCAACACCUCUGCCUCUGCGUCCAGUGACCCCGCCUCUGUGUCCAACACCUCUGCGUCCAGUGACCCCGCCUCUGUGUCCAACACCUCUGCGUCCAGUGACCCCGCCUCUGUGUGCAACACCUCUGCCUCUGCAUCCAGUGACCCCGCCUCUGUGUUUAAAAGCUCCACCUUUUCAGCCAGUGACCCUCCGUCUGUGUCCAAUGACCCCGCUUUCGCAUCCAUCAAUUCCACCACUGCGGCCAAUCACCCUGCAUCUGUGUCCAGCAACUCCGCCUUUCAGACCAGUGGAACUGCUUCUUUGUCAAAUGACCCCACCCCUGCAUUUAACGACCACACCUCUGUGCCCAACGACUCCACCUUUACAGUCAAUAUUUCCAAUGUGUUCUACAAGCCAAUAAAGAGAAAGGGGAGACAAAUACAUAAUGGGAAGAAAAGAAUAUCUUUUUCGUUGGCAGCCUUGCACAUCUUGUGGCAAGAAGUGGCGGAGUACAUGGGUGUCCGAGGAUGCUGUACAGUAGUUUGCGAACUAUUUGCUUCUGUUUAAAUUCAUACACAUUUGACAUAUCAGUGCAUAUAAUGAAAUAAAUACAAAAUAUGAGUAGUAAUUGUGUUUCAAUGAAUUUGUUUUAACAAAUACAUUGUACUUGAACAGUGGAUGCAUGCCUAUGUUAAUCUUGCAAAACAGCAAAGCAUCUAUCAUAUAAUACAUCCUACAAUAAAGUAUUGUGUUCUAAAAUGAAGUGUUUAAUGUUGUACAUUAAAAAUGGGGUUUCAUUAAAAAAUUAUUUUAUGAUUGAUUUGUAAGAAAAGUAUCCUGAUUCUUUUAAUAAAAUGAUGCAGUAACAUUGAUAUAA